GAUUAUUCUCGUAAAAUAAAUACGUGCUGUGAUCUUUUAAUGCAGCAAGUCUGAGAGCUCCUGAUCCAUGUCGUUUCUUUGCGUGUGUUCUGAGCUCUUUAAGGGUUAGCGGCAUGCAGUUACAGCAGCACUUGUUUUGCGGGAUGCACACGUCUCACGGUGAAACCUCAGAUUGUUAGUUCUUUUCCCAGUAUGAGUGGAAGCGCCUGUGUGUUAGUGUGCGUUUGGUGUGUCAUAGCUGCCACCCCCGCACAUCUUCAAGUCUCAGCCACAGAGAGGGAGAGUGGAGGGGAGUGAAAGGCCGCUUGGAUGCGUGGGAGAUCCCCUUAACCUUGUAUUAGAUCAGAUGUAGACACGCUGCGCUUCCAGUCUGUGUUGCGGCUGCGGAGGGGAGAGAGGAUGGCGCACACGGCCAGAGCGCACGUUACCUGGAUGUCCGCAGUGAUCAUGGUAGCUGUAACAGCCUCUUGUGUUACCUGGCUCAUCGUGUCCAGGGAGACUAUCCCCAGAGUAAAAAUCAUCAACGGUACAUCAAUGGCAAAUAUGUUCAGAGUUCCACCUUCCACAGCACAGCAUUGUCUUUUAAAAGUGCACAACUCUACAAAUGGCAAUCAUCUGGCCUGGGAGGAGGAGUGGUGUGACGAGAAUUUCUCCCUGAAUGACGACAAAACCUCAAUAACAGUGAAGGAGCCGGGUGUUUAUCUGGUCUACGUCCAGCUGACAUACAGUCUCAAAAAGGAUGGAAACAGCUCUAACAUACACCUCAAUUUGACCGUGGAGUUCACUUAUACCGAGGCCAAGGUAGAAUUCAAUGGUGCCUUUGACAACCGGCAGCUCACAGAGAAGGAGCAAGACGCCCAUCUCACAGCCUUCUUCCUGCUCAACAUGACAGCUGGGAACAAACUCUCCAUAAUCGCAUAUCCGAAGAACAGGAUAAAGUAUGACGAUGUUCGGCCAUUCUCCAGUUACAUCACCAUCAUUCGGUAUGCUGACUGAUCAGGAUGAGAAGGGAAGAAACUAUCAGCUUCAAUUCAGACAUAUGCUCUAUGUUUAUGUCAGCUCUUUUCCUUCUUGCUAUUUAAGUCACAAAACUGAAGUUCUUCUGUGAUGAUGUCCAAACGAUGACCAGUGGCAUCAGAGGCUUUCAUGAAGUUAAAUCGAGAAAUGCUUAAACCACAAGAAGAAAUAUGACAACUCAACAAAUUCGGGUUGUUGUGUAGGGAGGUGCAAUAUUUACCUCAGUAAUUUUUUCUUUGUUUUGUUUUAUUUUUCCCCUCCCCCUUUGUUGCAUAAUGUUCCCGACUCAUGAUUUUCUGAGAAGCAUGACACAUUUUCCGCCCAUUAGAGACAAAAGUGAUUUUCACUUUGUUUCAGGUUCAUUAUGACUCAGUUGAGAAAGAGCAUCAUGCCUGUUUCCUCAUUUCUCGGUUUGACGAAAUGAGCACACACAAGUUAAUGUCACUUCCACUAGCUGCUGCAAUUGACGCUUCAUUACAUUUAUGAAACAGGGGAUCUUUUUUUUUUUGGGAUGGUGUUUCUGUGAAAGCUGUUUGUCCCAUUAUUCUGAAAACAUGUACAACAACAAGCUGAAUGUGAUGUUUUAAAGCAUCUUCUUAGAGGACUAUCAUGUCAUUUUAAAACUGUAAAUGUGUACCAACAAUUUGGAGAAAUUCUCAGUACCAUAAGGAUAUAGUUUAGCAAUAAGUGACGAGCGCCAUUACGUAUUCCUCUUUGUGUUUGUUUGGGCUUUUUGUUGUUUUGUUUUGUUGUUUUUUUUCUUCCUUGCAGAGUAUUAUCCAUUAAUACCCUCAUUAUUAUAUAAUCUAAACCAAAAAUCAAGCUAUGCGAUUUCAUUAAAGCUUUUAUCAUUAUGUUUAUUUCUAUGGUUUAGGGAAAAUGUAGAUGUAUCCAUUUUGCUUCAACACUUAAUAUAAAUGUAGUAUAUUUAACACAGAGUUGAAAUGUCAGUGAUGCUCUUCAGGUAGUACCACUAAGGUUUCUUUUUUCCUGAUAAUCCUUAUUUUUGAUAAAGAUUUAUAAAUAUGAAAGAAAGUGAGGUAUAUCAUACCAUAACACACUAAUUUAACAGGCAUAAAGCUGAAAUCUGUGGCAUUGUGAUCAUCAAUAUUAAGAAAUUUUGGCACCUCAAGUAAUAUAUUUUCUCCAGGUCUUUUGUAAUAGUCUCAGGGUUGACUGUAAUGUUCUUGAUUUCCUAAUCGAACUAAUGAUUUAACUUAAAGUCAUCUUUACAAGAAGAGUUGCGUGACACACAAUACACACAAUUGCAUGA
Molecule: messenger RNA, 2290 nt
Organism: Ictalurus furcatus (blue catfish)
Lineage: Eukaryota; Metazoa; Chordata; Actinopteri; Siluriformes; Ictaluridae
Exons: 4
Coding region: 400-996 (198 amino acids)
Biological process (GO): immune response
Cellular component (GO): membrane
Molecular function (GO): tumor necrosis factor receptor binding
Source: RefSeq, a predicted model, not a curated record